Molecule: messenger RNA, 5166 nt
Organism: Platichthys flesus (European flounder)
Lineage: Eukaryota; Metazoa; Chordata; Actinopteri; Pleuronectiformes; Pleuronectidae
Product: contactin-associated protein-like 4
Exons: 24
Coding region: 222-4139 (1305 amino acids)
Source: RefSeq, a predicted model, not a curated record
CUCGUGCCUCUGCUGUCAUCACCGUGGAAUCAGGCGAACGCUGCUGAGCGCUGUGAGCAACCAGAAGUGAAAGAUUCAUCAGGAACCUGGGAAGUGUGAGCGUGUGGAGGAGCAAGAGGAAGAAGAGGAGGAGGAGGAGAGGGAGUGGGGGCAGCGAGGAGAGGAGAGGCAGCCCUCUCCCUCCAUCACUUGACGGGCUCUUCUGCAGCUUCAACUUCAUCAUGGAUCUCUGGAGUAAGACAGUGAGAGGACUUCUCCCACAGCUCGCCCUGGUUCUUCUCUGCUGGUGCGAGGCGACAGGAGGAGAUGUGUGUCACGGCUCGCUGGUGUCCACUCUCCUCCCGUCGUCCUUCAGGAGCUCCUCCCUUCUGUCUGCCAGCCAUGGACCAGGCUUCGCCAAGCUGAACCGGAGAGAGGGCGCUGGAGGUUGGUCUCCUCUGACCUCAGACCGGUACCAGUGGCUGGAGGUCGACCUCGGGGGACGCACAGAAAUCACCGCUGUCGCCACUCAAGGUCGCUACGGAAGCUCUGAUUGGCUGACGGCCUACCUGCUGAUGUUCAGUGACACGGGACACAACUGGAAGCAGUAUCGACAGGAGGACAACAUCUGGGCCUUUCCAGGAAACAGUAACGCAGACAGCGUGGUUCAGCACAAGCUCCAGCUUCCUGUCAUCGCUCGCUACGUGCGCCUCGUCCCUCUGGACUGGAAUCCCAACGGGCGGGUCGGCCUCAGGCUGGAGACGUACGGAUGUCCCUACAACUCUGACGUGCUGAGCUUCGAUGGCCACAGCAGCCUCCUCUACAAGCUGAGUCCCCGGCCGAGGCAGACGACCAGGCAGAGCAUCUCUCUGAAGUUCAAGACCCUGAGGAACUCGGGGACGCUGCUGCGAGCGGCCGGUCGGGGGGAGCUCAGCCUCACGCUGGAGCUGGAGAAGGGGAAGCUUCUGCUCGUCCUGAGGAAAGGCAGCAGCUCGUCUGCAGCCGGUCGGCAGCUGGUGUCUCUGGGCAGCCUGCUGGACGAUCAGCACUGGCACCAGGUCAGCGUGGAGCAUCACAGCAAUCACCUCAACUUCACCGUGGACAAGAGCACCGAGCGGCUGCAGGUUCCUCCAGGACUCGCCCACUGGGACCAUGAUCAGAUGAGCGUCGGUGCCGACCUCGACUAUCGCCCGUCAUCAUCCGGGUCGGACCAGAAGUUCUGCGGCUGUUUGGAAAACCUCAUCUACAACGACGUGAACCUGGUGGAGCUCGCUCAGCAGAGGGACCAGCGGGUCGCGGUGAAGGGCAACGUGACCUUUUCCUGUGCUGAACCCGUUUUCGUGGCCGUGACGUUCACCGGCCCCCGGAGCUUCCUCUGGUUCCCGAGGGCGGCUGCACCGUCAUCCCCCUCGAUGUCGGUGGAGCUUCAGUUUCGGACGUGGAACAAGGCCGGGCUGCUGCUGACCUUUGACCUCCCAAACCACGGGGGUGCAGUCUGGCUGUACCUGAGCCAAGCCGUGCUCCACCUCCAGACCCACAAGCCUGGCAGGGCGCCGCUGGAGCUCCACGCAGGUUCAGCUCUGAAUGACGGUCAGUGGCACUCUGUGGUCCUGACCUCCAGACGGGGACAUCUGUCCCUCGCGGUGGACGGAGACAACGGAGCCGCUGCUCAGGCCACUCCCUCGUUUGUCGUCACCACAGAUCAACUCUUCUUCGGGGGUUGUCCCCCUGGAGGCAGCAGCCAGUACUGCAUGAACCCCUUCAGAGUUUUCCAGGGAUGCAUGCGUCGGCUGACCGUGGACGACCGACAUCUGGAUCUGAUCAAGGUGCAGCAGGGGCUGCUGGGAAACUACAGUCACCUGCAGGUCGACAUGUGUGGCAUCAUCGACAGGUGUUCCCCGAAUCACUGUGAGCACGGUGGCUCCUGCACUCAGUCCUGGAGCACCUUCCACUGCAACUGCUCCGGGACCAGCUACAGUGGAGCAACCUGUCACAGCUCGAUUCACGAGCCGUCCUGUGAAGCGUACAAACACAAAGGCAACACGUCCGGGUUCUAUUACAUCGAUGUGGACGGCAGCGGCCCCAUCGCACCUCAGCUCAUAUACUGCAACGUGACAGAGGACGUGACGUGGACGGUGAUUCAGCACAACAACACCGAGCUGACCCGAGUCCGACCGGCGGGGGGGAAGACUCGGCACUCGGCUCGAUUUGAGUACGUGUCCAAAGACGAGCAGCUGGCCGCCGUCGUGGGCCAAUCAGAGCACUGCGAGCAGGAGCUGACCUAUCACUGCAGGAGGUCACGUCUUCUCCACGCAUCAGACGGCGCCCCUCUCAGCUGGUGGGUGGGGGGUCCAGGUGAAGGUCAGAGACAGACCUACUGGGCCGGAGCCCCCCCGGGCAGCCAGCGCUGCUCCUGCAGCCUGGCACAGACCUGUGUGGAUCCCAAACACCAGUGCAACUGUGACGCCGAGCGCAGCGACUGGGCGAAUGACUCGGGCCUGUUGACCCACAAGGAGAACCUGCCGGUCAGAUCCCUGGUUCUGGGCGAUGUGCACCGGCCCGGCUCGGAGGGCGCCUACAGGGUAGGACCACUGCGAUGCCAUGGAGACAAAAAUGUGUGGAACGCUGCGUUCUUCGAGAAGGAGACCUCGUACCUUCACUUUCCCACGUUCCACGGGGAGCUGAGCGCCGACAUCUCCUUCCUGUUUAAGACCACUUCAUCCUCCGGCGUCUUCCUGGAGAACCUGGGCAUCAAGGACUUCAUCCGGAUCGAGCUCAGCUCCUCCACUGAGGUCCUCUUCUCCUUCGACGUGGGGAACGGUCCGCUGGAGGUCGGGGUGAAGGCCGCCUCCCCCCUCGAUGACGACAGGUGGCAUCGGGUCCGAGCCGAGCGCAACGUCAAGGAGGCGACGCUUCAGCUCGACGAGCUCCCCGCUGCCGCUCGGGAGGCUCCUGCUGACGGACACAUUCACCUGCAGCUGAACAGCCAGCUCUUCAUAGGAGGCACAGCGUCCAGGCAGAAGGGCUUCCGGGGAUGUAUCCGCGCCCUGCAGCUGAACGGCGUCACCCUGGACCUGGAGGAGAGAGCCAGGAUCACCCCCGGGGUUCAGGCGGGAUGUCCGGGUCACUGCAGCAGCUACGGCUCCCUGUGCCAGAACCAGGGCCGCUGCGUGGAGGGAACCAGCAGCUUCUCCUGCAGCUGUGGCCCGUCGGCCUUCACCGGAGCCUUCUGCGACCGAGAGGUCUCAGCCAGCUUCAAGGCGAGGACCUCCAUCAGCUACACGUUGGAGGAGCAGGCGGCGACCGGGCCGAGCAGGAGCAGCGGCGUGGCCUCCUCCAUGAGAGCAGAGAACAUCUCCCUGAGCUUCAGGACCAAUCAGAGUCCCUCGCUGCUGCUCUACGUCAGCUCCUCCCACAGAGAGCACCUGGCUCUGCUGCUCGAUGAGCACGAGAAGCUGGAGGUGCGAUACAGACUCGACAGCAGCAGAGACGCAGAAAUCCUGAGGAGCAAAUCGAGGAGCCUCGCCGACGGGCGUCUCCACACGGUGACUCUCAGCCGACGGGCAGAGGCUGUCUCUGUGCAGGUUGACCAGGACACCGAAGAGGACUUCAACCUCACGUCUGACGUGGAAUUCAACGGCAUCAGAUUGCUGACUCUUGGCAGAGUGCACCAUCCCAGGGAGAUGGAUCCGGAGCUGGCCCGGCUCGGCUCGCUGGGUUUCACCGGCUGCCUCUCCGCCGUCCUCUUCAACUCCAUCAGCCCUCUGAAGGCCGCCCUGCUCCACCCGGACACCAGCCCCGUCACCGUCACCGGCCCGCUGGUCCCGUCCCUCUGCGGCUCCACUUCGACCAAUCCCCACGCGGCAGAAACCACUCAUCACCAAUCAGGUCAGUCUGGACCCGUGGAGACAGGUCAGCCUCUAGUCAACGCCAUGAGGACUGACUCAGCUUUAAUAGGAGGUGUGAUAGCCGUGGUGAUCUUUGUCGCGUUGGCUGCGUUAGCCGUGACGGCCAGACUCCUCUACGGGAGGCGAGGGACGUGUCAGAGCCAGGCCAUCAAAACAGUCAAACCGGAAGACAGCCCCCCCGAGCUGCCGUUCAGCAGCCAGGCCGGCUCGCAUAACAUCCCCAGUGAGAACCAGAGGGAGUUUUUCAUUUAGCUGCAGCUUGGACCUGUUGCUGACCUGGAGUCGGGCCGAGGAGACGGACGGGGACGGACGGAGAUGGAUGGAGAUGGACAGAGACGGAUGGAGAUGGACGGAGACGGACGGGGAUGGACGGAGAUGGACAGAGACGGCGAUCCCUCCUCAAGCUUCGGUCCUUUGCACUAAAAACUGAGACCGAGACGUGAGGAAGCAAACAGGAGGCGUCUGUGGUUGUAUUUUUGUAAAGACUGUAAAUAGAUGCACAAAAAGUCAAAAAGUGUUGAAUAUUAUUAGUUGGAACAAUUGUAAAUAUACAAACGUGUACAAAUUAUGACUUUAUAUAAAUUUUCUGUGUAACUGAGAUGUUGAAUAGUAAAAUGACGUUGGUAUGAAACAGCUCUGUUGGGUCUGGGAUCUUUUAAAAGCGUUUUCUGGCACAGAUAAUUAAUGUUUGAUAUUUUCAGUGAGUGUUUGUCGGAUGUUCGGAAAACUGAAGCAGGAUUCACUUUACAGUUUAUCGUCAUGAGUUUUAUUUUUUUAUUUUUAAUCUUUGUACUUGUUGGAUGAAAUGGGGGAAUAAUCCAAUUUCAAAUUUUCUCAACAAGUCGUCAUCUCAGUUUGAAGCCAAACUUUUAUUUCUCUCCCUUUAUAUCCGUUGCUCGGUUUCUAUUUUGGUCAUGAAAGAUUUACAGUUAAAAAAUUCAAGUCUUGUCAUUCCUAAAAUAAACUUAUAAAAAAAGAUGUACGACACAUCUUUACUUCCUUUCACUAUCAAGAAAUGAAGUUAAAAUAACCCGGACACAAACUUUUCCAUUCAACAAUUGAAUGUGACUUUUUAGCUCUGUCCGUGUCCGAUCCACUAUCAUGGCUGAGGUGGGUUUUAUGACCUGUACAGAAGCCAGCCACCAGGGGGCGUGUUGUCCUCCAUCUUCGUGGCUCCCAGCAUCGAGGCUUCUCUUCUGCAUCACGCUGAGCUGCAGCGUUCCUGUUGUUUCAAUGAGUUCCAGUUUAAUUCUGUACAGAUAUUUUACAAACACUUUUC